AGAGAUAGAUAGAUAGAUAUAUAGAUAGAUAAUGUAUAUCUGUAUGUAUAUUAGAUGCUGUAUGACUCUAUGAUGGGAAUCCGAUCUCACCACCCAGUCCCUUUCCCUAAGCUCCUCCCACUCCCGGUUCCACCCCGCGCCCCCUGUCUCCGGCCCUGCUCGCGCGGCUGGGCACUGAGACAGCCCCCUCCUACCCGCUGAACUAAACUUACCCUUCACGGGGAAAAAACGAAGAAACUGCAAUACCCGCGAAUAUCCGAGACACUGUUGGAAACCGAGGAACUUUUAAAAACCACCCCGAGGUGUUUGGCCCGCGGAGGGGUGAAGCACGGGCCGGCCGGAACAGAAAGUAGGAUGUGGGUCUGGUACCUCCUGCUCGGGUCGGGAACGGGCACCAGCUCGGUCGAGAGCCAGCUUCUCCCUGGGAAUAACUUCACCACUGAAUGUAAUAUUCCAGGAAACUUCAUGUGUGGCAAUGGCUUGUGUAUCCCUGGAAGCUGGCAGUGUGACAGUUUCCCCGACUGCUUCGACAAGAGCGACGAGAAGGGUUGCCCGAAGGUGAAGUCCAAAUGCGCCCCCACGUUCUUCGGCUGCGCUAAUGGCGUCCACUGCAUUAUCGGUCGCUUCCGCUGCAACGGCUUCCGUGACUGCCCUGACGGUAGCGACGAGGACAACUGCACAGGUAAUCCUCUGGUGUGCUCAGCGGCUCGGUUUCACUGCAGGAACGGCCGAUGUGUGGAUCGAAGUUUCCUCUGUAAUGGCCAAGACAACUGCCAGGACAACAGUGAUGAAGAGAACUGCCUUUCCACAGCAGAAUCUCCAGGUCAGGAUUUUGUGACGUUGGACUACCGGUUGCGUUACUACCCCAGCAUCACCUACGCCGUCAUAGGCAGUGCCAUUAUCUUCGUCCUGGUGGUGGCGCUGUUGGCCCUGGUGCUGCAUCACCAGAGGAAACGGAGUGUGUUAUUGCCCCGCAGCGGAAGCCACCCUCACCCUCACCAGCCACUGCUGCUCUCCCGGCUGGUGAUCGUGGACAGAGGACCUCAAUCCUCCUCUCCAUCAGCACACUUCAGCUCAGCACAUAGCCUCCAGCUGCUCACCAGCUCGCUCUACCCCCAAGGAGCCCCGCUCGAGUCGCCACCCUCAUACUCACAGGCAGUGCUGGAUGUCAGUCGACCACCGUGGUUUGACCUCCCGCCUCCUCCAUACCUUCCUGACAGCGAGACUGCGUGUGGAUCACAGCCACCUGUUUAUGAAGCAUCCACACGAGCAAGUCAGCCUCCUGCAGUCAGAUCUGAGAGAGCACAAGUACACGGCCUCAAUCCCACAGCCAGAUGUGGAGCAGCACAGCCUCAAACCCUCAGUUCAGCUUCCAGCUCCAUAGUGGAGUCUCAGCAGCUAUAGCUGUCCACAGAGGGGUCACAGAGACACUUGUAUAUAGGACAAAGAGACGAGUAUGGGACUGACUGUGUGGGAAGGAAAAAGACGGAUGAGUGGCACAGCACUACAUUUGGAAUAUCGCUAAAGGACACUGCCAGAAAUUGUUUGGUUUUUUAAUUCUCGUGCAGUUUCCUGAGUGGAAAGCGCCAUCUUCUGGGGAAAACAUGACAUUAAUUUGCUACAGUUGAAAAGACAGUGUACAGAGUGAGAAAUCUACUUCACCUCUGAGACAUGACUGAUCUCGUAUACAAGACUGAUGUAGACGUUGCAUUAAUGAUGCAGACACCAAACGAAUAGCACUCGAGUACUACAGGACGAAAACCUGUUUUCAGCUGUUCUUUAUUAAUAGUUAUUUCUUUUGGUGUUUCUCUUUCAUCCAAUGCUUUAUAAUAUUCUGAAAAAUCACUAUGCAAAGUGAAGAUGUAAGAUCUUGGAAGAUGUAACUUAAAAAAAAAAAAGAAGACAUAUGGUGUGUAAAGAAUCAAAGUCCUAUCCUUUUCUCAUCAUUAAAGCACUUAUUAAUUUAUCCUGUUCAUACACUUUUGCUCGUCGUGUUCCCUUUAAAUGAUUUCUCAAAUGAAAUUCGCAGUAAACUCUAAAUAGGCAACCUUAAGCUGCUUUCACACGAAUACACUGUGCUUUACAGUAAGAGUGCUGGAUGGUGUUCUGAGUAAUUGUCCUACCUGUCGAGACGUCCACAGGUUUGUGUGCAUGCUCGUUUCACUUCCGCACACGUUACAUUCUUCUUCAAAUAGUUUAAUGCUGGAGACAUUUUCUGAUCGUUAGACCAUACACUUAUUAAAAUACGCCACCUUUAGAGUCCCAUCUGAAACUACUGGAACGGCAAGGCCAGUUCAAUUGCUUCUGCUGUAGACUGAAGACGUUUGGGUUUGAGAUCAAAAGAGGAACACGAGACGAGAGUUUUGAAUUUUACAUUUCAUUUCCUGGUCUUUAUAUGUAGAUGUGUUCAACGACAUAGAACAUUUAGCACAUUUUGUAUCACACCACCCAAUUUACAGACCACCCAAUAGUAUCGUGAAGGUUUUUUCUGUGAAAGUUUCACUACUAAAGUAGACAAAAUAGCUCAAAAUAUGUGUAACCAUGACGACAGUGAUACUGUUGGUGGUAUCCGCUGUAUUUUUGCCGGCACUUUCAGCAGUUUUACCUAACCGUGUGAGUGAUGCAUUAUUCCAAAACAGCACUAGUUAGUGUCAUGGUUCCAAUAACCACACAAAGGCUACGAAAUGAAGUCUGGGACGUUAAGUGUUGCGGAGUAAAGUGAAGUGUAGACUUUCCGAUGUUUUAUUAACCUGCUGGCAUUUACAACCCGCCUUAUAACACGAUGACUCCAAUUUGAACGGAAUAGAAAUGAAUUCAGGUAGAAUACUUAUACAAUAUAAAUAUCUCACCCCAAAAUUUUUAAAUAUACAAUAAACUUGCUUAAAAGAUUACACCACCAAUCCUGCCUUCUGAUUGCACAAAGGAAUGGCUUUGCUUAUCGAUCUCAGUUUAUUAACAGCGAUGAUUCGUUUGUUUUCUUAAUAUUACUUCUAACAAGAAGUCUUUGUGUUCCAUGUUGAAGUCUCGAAUAUCCUUAUAUUCGCUCACUAAAAAUACUCCAUGUGUCCUCCAUGUUGUUUGUGCCUCUCGCUCCCUGAGCUGUGGCCUGAUUGGUGGUGAUUUUAAGAAAUACAAAUCGUCUGAUGUCACACUAUUUUCAGCUAGUGUGAAAGCAGCCUGAAUGCUGUGCUGUAUGUGGCCUUGUUUCUGAACAAUCGUAAUCUCUUUCCUUAUAAUGGUAUAAUGUUGUUACAGUAUUUCUAGUGAAAUGUACUGGAUUUCUCUCAGAUGUCUGAAAUGAUUUGAUACUUUAUUCUCCAGGCCAGUGUGCCUGCUGCUACAUUAACCCUCUGUAUGUGGGGAGUAGGAGAUGUUUGAUGCAUGCUGUAAUUCAUGUGUACUAAAUCCCUCAGUGCCUUAUGGAUAAAAGCCUUUGGAUGUGUAGAAAAUGUUGCCAUUAAUUACACCUAAUUGUAGUAUACUUUGGUUAUGAAGUCACAUGAUUUCUUCCUUAGUAUUUGACAAUCAGUGUAUUUGGUUCAGCAUGAACGAAGAUGUGGCUGUUUUUACUACAUCCGCAUGGUAGGAUCGAUCAUAUUUAUAGAAACGUUGAUCCGAAACGAGUUUAUUAAACAUGAUCUGUUUAAAGCAGCCGUAAAUGAAAGUAAUUUAUAUACAGUCUAUUGAGGUUUGAUAUCUGUUCACUGUAGUGCAUUACACAAAACUCCUUUUAACGCUGACUUCAUUUCAGUGCUUUAAUGUAGGUUCGGGAUUGAGACGUGAAGCUCUGAAAUGAACUGCCGUUUCGAAAUGUCACAUCAAAGACUAUUAUAUCUAUAUCUAGUAUAUCUAUUUCAAGGUAUAUAACAGCCGUGUGUGUGAAGGAUAAAGACUUUCUUAAAUGCUGUUUCAUUUUUUUGUUGUCAGACUUGAAAGUUUUAAAAAUCUGGGAGAUGGUGUGUGUAUUUAAUAAUAUAGGCCUAAACAUUGUGAAUAUGUUAAACUGGAAAACUGGUGUAGAUGAAAAGUAUUGUUUGUCUUUUUGUUGACUACGUUAAACAGCACAGCUCCACUGAGGAGAUCAGCUUGUGCUGUUAGAAAUGUAAAGUUUGACCAAAGCUGAAUUUAUAUUACGUGGAAUCAAAAUAAAACAAAACUUUAGAUCCUGUUAUCAUCGUACAUUUUUGCCAGAAAAAGCAGUGGAUGCUUAUAGAAAUAAUUCAUCAUCAUUUGUUGCUUUCUUGUUCAGAUUUAAUAGGUUCAUAAAUAACUAUUACUACAUUCACCAAAUAAUAAUAAUAUAUUACCUCACGCUUCAUC
Molecule: messenger RNA, 4320 nt
Organism: Ictalurus furcatus (blue catfish)
Lineage: Eukaryota; Metazoa; Chordata; Actinopteri; Siluriformes; Ictaluridae
Gene: ldlrad3
Product: low density lipoprotein receptor class A domain containing 3
Exons: 6
Coding region: 355-1404 (349 amino acids)
Biological process (GO): receptor-mediated endocytosis
Cellular component (GO): plasma membrane
Molecular function (GO): protein binding
Source: RefSeq, a predicted model, not a curated record